AUGCAGGUGUUCGGCGAGUGGGCGCAGGUUGAGGUGGUGGAGCUGGUGAACGAUGGCUCGGGGCUGGCCUUCGGGAUCGUCGGCGGCCGCUCCUCGGGGGUGGUGGUCAAGAGUGUGCUGCCUGGCGGUGUCGCCGACAGGGAUGGCCGCCUGCGCAGCGGUGACAUGCUGCUGCGGAUUGGAGCCGUGUCGGUGGUUGGCAUGUGUGCCCGCCAAGCGGCUGCUGUGCUGAGACAGUGCGGGGCCUGCGUGCGCCUCCUGGUUGCCAGACCGGCUGCCAACUUGCCGCCUUCCAUGCAGUCAUUGGGCGCGUCCCAAGCGCCGGUGGUGCCCUCUAGGCUCCUGGCGGACCCAAUAGAGCUGGAGAGGAGCCUCGCUGACGCGGGACACGAUGGCUUCGGGGCGCUUUGCGAGGAGACCACGCCGCCCUCACCACCGCCGACCAUCAUCGAGGAGAGGCUACACCAUCGGCCCGUGGCGUCGAUAGUGGCGGUGGUGCCUCGAGGCGCUCUCGCCCCAUCGCCAAGACCUCCCCCCCUCAUAAUCGCGCCCCCGGAGCCCCAGCCACCACCCAUGAGGCUACCAUUGGACAUGGCGGUGCGUGGCAGCAGGGAACCGGAGACCCUCAGCUACGAGGUGGAGCUGAGCAAGGACUCCGCUCUCGGCCUUGGCAUCACCGUGGCGGGAUAUGUCUGCGAACAGGAGGAGCUCAGCGGUAUUUUCGUGAAGAGUAUAAGCGAGGGCAGUUCUGCGGACCUUUGCGGGAAGAUCCAAGUAAACGACAGGAUUGUUGAGGUUGAUGGAGUCUCCCUGCAUGGGGUGACAAAUCACAAAGCAGUGGCCCUGCUGCGGGAUGCGAAGGGACCGACUGUGCGCCUAAAAGCCUUAAGGUACCUACGCGGGGCGGGGUUUGAGAAGCUCCAGAAAGCUCUAGCGGCUCAGGACGGGAGGAGAUCACCGGUCGCACCCCCCAGUCCGUCUGUCACGUCUCUCGCCAAAUACAGCUUUAGUGUGUAUGACGAGUCGACGGUGAUCGAAGCAGAACCGGACUCCGAGAUUCGGCCACAUCCGCCGUCGCCUACGUCACCUUCAGAGGAAGCGGAAAUCGUGAUAGGGCGCGACGACACCUCAGAGCGGGAGGUGCGCAGGAUCCAGGACAAAUGGCGGGACCUGCUGCGCAACGAGAAGGAGUGGCCUGGACAUCAGCACCGAUACGACAUAGUGGUAGGCACUAUAAUGAAGGAGAAGGACAGCGGGCUGGGGAUUUCCCUGGAGGGCACUGUCAGGGUUGUCGCUGGCAAGGAGGUGCAGGCCAGGCAUUACAUACGAGCCAUCGCCCCAAACGGACCCGUCGCCAAACUGGGAAUUUAUAGGGUUGGCGAUGAACUGCUAGAAGUUAACGGUUGGAAGGUACUAGGAUCGCAUCACGUUGAGGUGGUCACGAGGUUGAGAGCGGUUACCUCUCCCGUUCUACUUGUGUGCGUUAGAAAGAGACAGGAAGAGAACAUAAACCACAACGAGGGCAGCUUUGCAAAGAGCGCGUUGGUCGGUGGCAGCCUGCAAGACCUGCUGACGCCGCCGCAGAGGCUCAUCAAAGCCAAGUCCGAGAGCUCCGUCGCCUCGUUGUGCAGCGCUGCCACAGUAGUAUCGGCUGGACACGACCACGACGAGUUCUGCUCGGACCUGGAGCGGAACAGGUCCAGAUCGCUGGAGCCGUUGAGCGGCCUCGCGAUGUGGAGUGACCACGUGGAGUACAUUCAGCUCCAGAAGGAAGACAGGGGGCUGGGUUUCUCCAUCCUUGACUACUUGGACCCGUCGGAGCCGGGCGGGUCGGUGAUCGUGGUGCGCGCGCUGGUGGCGGGCGGCGCGGCGGCGGCCGACGGCCGGCUGCGGCCCGGCGACCGGCUCGUGGCCGUCAACGGGCUGGACGUGUCGCGCGCCCCGCUGGCCGCGGCCGUGCGCGCCAUCAGGGCCGCGCCCGCAGGUGAGCCCGCGCCCACGUCGCCCUUAUUCCCUUCCAUCGAA
This is a messenger RNA of Iphiclides podalirius (scarce swallowtail), 2025 nucleotides long. The record is from the annotation of a GenBank genome assembly. Lineage: Eukaryota; Metazoa; Arthropoda; Insecta; Lepidoptera; Papilionidae.